This is a messenger RNA of Microdochium trichocladiopsis, 1503 nucleotides long. Its product is annotated as arrestin. NCBI's taxonomy places the organism in Eukaryota, Fungi, Ascomycota, Sordariomycetes, Xylariales, Microdochiaceae. The record is from RefSeq and is a predicted model, not a curated record. The coding region runs from base 1 to 1503 and encodes 500 amino acids. The transcript has a single exon.
AUGUCGGGCCGCUCCCUUUCCGACCGCAGUGUUGCUACUGCUGCUGGGAGCAAGCUCUUUUCUGGAUACGUACGCCGGCUCUCUCUCUUCAGCAAGCCCGACAUGGACAUCCACAUCGACAACCACUUUCACCAGAAGGUCUACUCGACCGCCUCGCCCAUCGCCGGCCAUGUGAGCAUCACCUGCGCCGCCGACACCCCCUUUGACCGGGUCAACAUCCUCCUCCUCGGCAUCGCCCGCUCGCGCAUCGACGGCGUCAACAUCCCCCAGAUCACCGAGCACACGUUUCUCAAGCUCGAGAUGCCCAUCCCUGCCGCCAGCUACCCUGUCCCCAGAGUCCUCGAGGCUGGCGCCACCUACAAGAUCCCUUUCCACUUCAUUAUUCCCCAGGCCCUUACUACCAGCGCCUGCAACCACCGCGUCGUCAACGGCGCCGUUCACGAGCACCACACUCGGCUGCCUCCCUCGAUGGGCGCCUGGGACCGGGACGACCUUGCUCCCGCCAUGGCCCAGGUCGACUAUACCGUCCGCGCCAGACUGCUCCGCGACGACGCAGCUCACACAGCCAAGGUCUUUGAGAUCUCCCACCCAAUCAACGUACUGCCGCAGGCCGACGAAGAUGCCCCCCUCAGUGUCUCGCCUAAGGACGCAAUCUACGCCAUGAGCAAGACCAAGACGCUCCGGAAGAGCAUUCUCUCCGCCAAGACUGGCGUGGUCACGGUCUCUGCCACGCAGCCACCACCAGCUAUGGCCAGCGUUGAUGGCAGGUCAGUCAACGAGACGUCAGUCUCUGUCGACCUGCAAUUUGAACCCGCCAACGCGGAAACGCUGCCACCCAAAGUCGCCAUUACUGCGUCAAAGAUCACAGCCCAAACCUUCUGGAGCGCUAGCGGCGUGGCCUCAUUGCCAAAUCUCGGCGACGGUCUCCGGUACCAGUCCGAUGGGCGUGGUUCGUUUCCAGCCACAGUAAACCUUGCCUCUGCGGCCGCGCAGGAGCACGGCUGGACGCAGCACAAUCGCGAGCAGGCUCGUCGCGACUCUGGCUACGGCAGCGAGACUGCUUCGGAUUCUGAAGGCGCAAACACCAAGAGAUCGAGCAAAAAGGCUGCGGCAAAGAAGGCAUCGCCCGUGUAUCACAGCACCCGCGUGCAGGUCCCUGUCACCCUACCUGCGCACAAAAAGAUGUUCAUCCCGACUUUCCACUCGUGCAUCGUCUCUCGCGUAUACGUCCUCAACCUCAGCGUCACCCUGACCUCUGGCAACGGGUCCACAGUCCACACUACUCUUUCGGUUCCUCUCCAGAUUGGCGUGGUAGCACCAACUCACAGCCGUGCGACUGUCGAUGCCACAGGUCUGCCAACCUUCGAAGCUGCCAUCAAUGAUGCCGAGGUCGACGACUUCCUGCGGCCACGAGUGUUAUCGGUGCCCACUGUCGAGUUUGUCCACGACGCCUUGCCAGGUUACGCCGAUAUCAGCGGCGCGCGACCCGUAGCGGCACACUGA